Molecule: messenger RNA, 1624 nt
Organism: Dryobates pubescens (Downy woodpecker)
Lineage: Eukaryota; Metazoa; Chordata; Aves; Piciformes; Picidae
Gene: OPRD1
Product: opioid receptor delta 1
Exons: 3
Coding region: 1-1113 (370 amino acids)
Biological process (GO): G protein-coupled opioid receptor signaling pathway; neuropeptide signaling pathway
Cellular component (GO): neuron projection; membrane
Molecular function (GO): neuropeptide binding; G protein-coupled enkephalin receptor activity
Source: RefSeq, a predicted model, not a curated record
AUGGAGCUGUCCACGGAGCUGCUCACGGGGCUGCCCACGGAGCUGGUCACGGCUGCUGCGACCACUUGGGACAAUGGCACCGCCUGGCCCCCCCUGCCCGGCCAUGGGGGCAACGAGACAGGGUCAGAACGGGCCAAGAACGCCACGUCCAUCCUCAUCGCCGUCGUCAUCACCGCGCUCUACUCCGUGGUGUGCGUGGUGGGGCUGCUGGGCAACGUCCUGGUCAUGUACGGCAUCGUCAGGUACACCAAGAUGAAGACAGCCACCAACAUCUACAUCUUCAACCUGGCCCUGGCAGACGCCCUGGCCACCAGCACGCUGCCCUUCCAGAGCGCCAAGUACCUGAUGGAGACGUGGCCCUUCGGGGAGCUGCUCUGCAAGGUGGUGCUGUCCAUUGACUACUACAACAUGUUCAGCAGCAUCCUCACCCUCACCAUGAUGAGCGUCGAUCGCUACAUCGCCGUCUGCCACCCCGUCCGGGCCCUGGACUUCCGCACCCCGGCCAAGGCCAAGGUCGUCAACGUCUGCAUCUGGCUGCUCUCCUCCCUCAUCGGGGUGCCCAUCAUGGUCAUGGCAGUCACCAAGGCAAAAGAUGGGGUGGUGCUGUGCACGCUGCAGUUCCCUGACCCUGCCCUCUACUGGGACACUGUCACCAAGAUCUGCGUCUUCAUCUUCGCCUUCCUGGUGCCCAUCCUGGUGAUCACCAUCUGCUACGGGCUGAUGAUCCUGCGGCUGCGCAGCGUGCGCCUGCUCUCGGGCUCCAGGGAGAAGGACCGCAGCCUGCGGCGCAUCACGCGCAUGGUGCUGGUGGUGGUGGCAGCCUUCAUCGUCUGCUGGGCUCCCAUCCACAUCUUCGUCAUCGUCUGGACGCUGGUGGACAUCGACAAGAGGAACCCCUACGUGCUGGCCGGCCUGCACCUCUGCAUCGCGCUGGGCUACACCAACAGCAGCCUCAACCCCGUGCUCUACGCCUUCCUGGACGAGAACUUCAAGAGAUGCUUCCGGGAGGUCUGCGUCCCCUGGGGCGCCCGCGGCAGAGCCACCCCCGGCCAGCCUGGCACCGCCCGCGGCACCGCCGGCGCCCCGGCCCGGCCCCGCUGCCAGCCUGCAUGACUAGAGGUGGGCAGCCUCCAGCAGGGCUGCCGGCGCCGGGCGGGGGACGACCUGCGCUCAGAAGUGACCCAGGUCACCAGCACGGAGCUCUAGCAGUGCCCUGGCCUGGCUCUGCCCGUGGCACCGCCGGGCUCACGUCGGCCUGGCAGCAAGGGACUGCCCCAACUCUGCUCCCUGGAGAAGCAGGGACAGGGGAACCAGGACCCACCAAGCUUUGUGGGGAGAGGACCAAGACAAGAAGCAGCCUGGGCAGAGCUGCUCUGCUGCUGCCCCCACAAGGCUGGGCACAGCUGGCAGCCCCAUGCACCCAGCAAGGGCCACCGGCAAAGCCUAGGCCUCUGCCCCUGAAGUCAUUAAGCCUGAGGAGCUCAUUAAGGGAGCAAUUAGUGGGGACCUGAGCACCUGCUGAAGCAAUUGACAUGGACUGGGCUCUGCCCUGGGGCCGGUGGGUGAGGGAUGAGCAGCACCCUGCCCGCAGCAAAGCCAAGAAGGACACCAAGGCUUUGGCGUC